AUGAAGAUCACUUCGUUUGGCCUCGCAGCCAUUGCGCUCGCCUUGAUGGCAGACAACACCGAGGCGCUGCCCGCCAUUCGCAACUACAAGGGCGUCUCGCCCUACGCCGCUAGGAAUACGGUCAACCCCCGCAUGCCGGCCAUGAAGGACCCGCGUUCCGUCGCUGGCGCUCGCCGCAUGCGCCUCAGCUCCAACGAGGCGCUCGAAGAGUCGUACCUCGACGAGAUCCACUACAUUCCCGCCCACGCCCAGCCCGAGUCCACCAGCCAGUUCUGGAACAACGUGCAGAACCGUCUCGAAUCCGCCAUCGACCGCCUCGACAGGGCCACCAACAUGCUCGGCAGCUACAAGGCCGCCAGUGCAGUCAAGAGCGCCGCCAAGUCGCUCGGCUUCUCCUUCUCGGUCAACAGCCACAAGCAGGCCGCCACCGCACCCGACUUCUCCUUCAACUUCAACGUGUCGGAGCCCAUGUCGUGGGGCGAGGAGGCCGAGCUCUCCGAGGCCAGCCGCAACGACCGCAUGAUGGACACCACCGCCGCGCUGCCCAACCUGCCGCAGGACUCGGGUUUCGACUACCGCAACAAGAAGGUGCGCGGCGUCAACCUCGGCAACUGGCUCCUCUUCGAGGCGUGGAUGGACAGCUCGCUCAUGCAGGCGCUCAACGACCACGCCAUCAACGCACCCUACCCGAACCCCAUCAUCGACGAGUGGACCGCCGGUCUGUACUCGGACAAGGGCUGGGCGUCGUACGUGCUGCAGAAGCACUUUGACGAGUGGAUGACCGAGGACGACUGGAAGCAGAUCGCCGCCGCCGGCCUCAACCACGUGCGCAUCCCCGUGCCCUACUUUAUGUUCAGGGAGGCCGUCGGCCCCAACGCGCCCUACCUCACGCUCAACCGCUUCGCCAAGCUCAAGGAGGGCGUGCAGCUCGCCAAGAAGUACGGCCUCAAGGUGUGGAUCGACCUGCACAGCGUGCCUGGCUCGCAGAACGGCUUUGACAACUCGGGCCGCUCCGGCCCCAUCAACUGGGCCAACAACCCGAGCUACUACACGCAGACGCAGUACGCCUUCAACCGCCUCGUCACCGAGUUCACGCAGCCCGACUAUGCGGGUGUGGUGACGGCGAUCCAGGCUGUGAACGAGCCCAAGGGCAAUGUGGUGCCCAAGGUGCAGGAGCUGCUCAACAAGUACUAUCCGUGGGCGCGCAACAAGGUGGCCAAGCCGGACGGCUGGAACAAGUACUCGAACAUGCUGCUCGCCAUCCACGAUGCCUUCCAGGGUCUGCAGUACUGGCAAAACUUCUGGACGGGCCGCGCGCGCCACCGUGUGCUGCUCGACACGCACCCGUACUUUGUGUACAGCGACUGGGAGCACCAGGCGACGGACACGCAGCGUCUGCAGGAGGCUUGCAACCUCGUCGGCAGCUUCCAGCAGUCGCAGAAGUACUAUCCCUCCAUCGCCGGCGAGUGGGGCAUCAACGGUCCCAACGGCGACCGUGCACAGGACCGCGAUCUGCCCGUUGGACCCGUCAAGUUCCCGGCGGGUCCCGCGUAUCCCUACUCGGUCAAGUACAUGGCGUUCAUGGCGCGCAACUUCCGCACGCAGCAGUACAUCUUCGAGCAGGGCGGUGGAUGGAUCAUGUGGUCGUGGCGCAACGACAACAACCCAGACUGGUCGUACAAGACCGGUCUGCAGUACGGCUGGGUGCCCACCAACCUCGACGAGCAGCCGUACGGCUCGAACCCGUGUGCAUCGAUCCCCAAGCUUAUGGAGCUCGCCGCGGACGGAUCGGCCGAAGCCACCUGGACUGCACUCGAGCAGGACGAAGCUCUGUACUAG
Messenger RNA from Moesziomyces antarcticus, 1839 nucleotides. RefSeq names its product family 5 glycoside hydrolase. The transcript has a single exon. Bases 1 to 1839 code for a protein of 612 amino acids. Lineage: Eukaryota; Fungi; Basidiomycota; Ustilaginomycetes; Ustilaginales; Ustilaginaceae. The record is from RefSeq and is a predicted model, not a curated record. Gene Ontology annotation, biological process: glucan catabolic process. Gene Ontology annotation, molecular function: beta-glucosidase activity. Gene Ontology annotation, cellular component: extracellular region; cell surface.